GGCGAUCCGAAGUCCGUACAUUCGUUCGUGUACCUUGCUUGGGUUUGGACGCGUUUUUGCACGUGUACGUGGUUCUUGGUGGAAUCGGUCCUUGUCAGUGGAUACAGCAUCCGACCAGGGAUAUUCCCAGCGCUAGAACCAGUCGGGCGUCAUUCGCGUUCCAAUCGUCAGUCGAGUUGCACGUGUUUUUCCGCCGCUUGGUGCUCGGUACGUCUACCUUUGCUUUGCUGUGGCGUGAUUGUUACUAGAAGUGUGUUCCAGACAUCGGACGACGCGUUUCCAGCAAUCAAAGUGAGCCUUGUUUUGCCUAACAAGUGUGAGGUGUGUGGGAGUGAUUUGUUGAAGUACGCCUGCUAGGCAGUGUAUACUUGGAUGGCAACAUUUUAAAGGUGUCGUUAAUUUACAAAUUGCUUGAGAUUUGCCUCAAUUUAAUCGUAUCGCUCUGAUAAGGCGAGUAGAUUUCCGCCGUUAGACGAAAGGAUUGUGUUUGUGUGAACCGCAAGUUUAUUGACAGUUGAUUGCAGUUUGAGUGAUUAUUUUGAGAAGCCUACUUUGUGAGACCGAGAGCGAUACUGGAUUUGUUACGAUAACUAGUCGGCUGAUAACGGCGGAGAAACGGCUCAACAGCUGUGUAAAUCAAUAGCACUGGAAUGGUUUUAUGAGUGACAUGAACGGCCUAUAGCUAAUAUUCAGUGAUUACGUUACCAAACGUCGCCCGAGGUGGACUGAGCGGGAAUCCCAAAAACACACUGCAACUCGUUAAAACUUUGGAUCGCAAUACUCUCCACCGACCGCCCGAUAGUAGACGCAAAGUCUAAAACACCACCAACCACCCUAUCGCAAUUCUACCACACAAGCUUCUUCGGUCCUCCGUCAGUAACUGAAAUCCUCCCACCGCUACUCGUGACAGUGCUGCUGUAAAUAGAGCUGCUUCCCCGGUUGCCUACAUACAGGAAACUAGCAAGCUACUAGCUCCGGGCGAACUGCUGUUGUCGUGUCGCCUUAAACUAGACACAGAAGACAACGACUAGCGGAAGGCGCAUUAUUUCUUUGGUGUCGUCUGCUUCGUUACGAUUCGGCAGAAUUUUGCGACUGCAAGCGAAAAUAAAUCAACAAUUUAUAAAAUUUUAUUAAUAUUUAACGAGGCCAAAAUUGGAACGCAAAGACGACAAAUCAGAUAGCACAUAUACAACUACAAUCUGGUGCAAGGCGAGAAAGAAGAGCUUCGGCGGAAAACUGAUUAUCAUUAUGGUGCAUCAGCAAUCGAUUAUGGGUCUAUUUUCGGCACAAUAAUCGGAACUGACAAAUCGAUAUACUCUUGGAAAUGCUCGUAUAAUUCAAUCCAACCCCCGUGGACUGAGAGUGAGAAAUCAUCGGCUGAGCUGGAAUUUCGCUGAACAAAGCAUCCAUUCUCCUCAAUAGGAUAGUAGUACAAUAAAAAUAAUGACAAUAAUCAUAGUACCUUAUAGCGUAUAGAAAAAUCUCUACUAUCUUCUCACUCCACUCAACGUCCCUCGAAACAGAAAAAGUCAUUUAGAAAAUAGAAGAAGCAACGAGCGAGUAACGAGGCUGUCCAUCAGAGGAACCGAAAACCAAAAAGCGAAGCAAAAGACGGAACUUUUUGACCUGACAAGUAUAUAGCUCGGAACGGAAGCUCUCUUUCAAGCGACACCUACCGCCCAUCACAAUGGAUUUAAAGCACUCCAACGUACCGGAAGUGACGGUAGUAGCCGAUGCAUACAUGCCGGGCAGUAAAUCCUCCGAUCUGAUCAAACCUCCCAUCAAUGGAUCUAGCGCAACGUUGGACAAACCGGCCCUAGCACCAGGAGAGUUCAAGGUGUACAAACGGCGAUGGCUGGUGCUGGCAAUAUUCGUAAUGUAUUCCGCCUCGAAUGCACUCCAAUGGAUCCAGUACAGUAUUAUAGCAAACAUAGUUCAAAGAUACUACGAUAUUACCAGCACAUGGGUCGACUGGACGUCGAUGAUUUUCAUGAUCCUCUACAUUCCGCUCAUCUUUCCGGCCAGCUGGAUCCUGGAUAAACUGGGUCUUCGGAUCGCAGCAAUCAGCGGAGUUUUGGGCACCUGCCUGGGUGCUUGGAUCAAAUGCUUCUCCGUCCGGCCGGACCUAUUCUGGGUUGGAUUCAUCGGACAAUCCAUUGUUGCAGCCUCGCAGGUGUUUAUCCUAUCGUUGCCGGCCAAAGUGGCGGCGGUAUGGUUUGGUCCCGAUCAGGUUUCGUCGGCGUGCAGUAUCGGAGUUUUCGGAAAUCAGCUCGGAAUCGCAGUAGGCUUCCUGUUACCUCCCAUACUUGUCGAAAACCACACCGACUUGAAUCUAGUUGGCGAUGACUUGAAACUGAUGUUCUACAUUGUGGCUGGGUUCACCAGUUUGCUGGUCAUCUUGGUUCUCAUCUUUUUCAAGGCGGCUCCUCCAACACCGCCAUCGGCCGCCCAGGAAGCAACCAAGACCCCGAACCCGUUGCAGUCGUCGCCGUUCCUGCACUCCAUUAAACGGCUCAUGCUGAACCGAAACUACGUCCUUCUGCUGGUGUCGUACGGUAUGAAUGUCGGCGUGUUCUACGCCAUCUCAACUCUUUUGAACCAGAUCGUCCUCACCCACUACCCGGGCCAUGAGGUGGACGCCGGCCGCAUUGGCGUCUGUAUCGUUUUCGCCGGCAUGCUUGGAUCCGUCGCUUGCGGUAUCGUCCUCGAUAAGACCCAUCGAUUCAAAGAGACCACGCUAGCAGUAUACGUCUUCACUAUGAUAGGAAUGUGGAUUUACACUUUCACCCUAUCCGUCGGUCACAUUGCUGUGGUUUACAUUACGUCGUCCCUGUUAGGAUUUUUCAUGACCGGAUAUCUUCCGGUGGGCUUUGAGUUUGCUGCCGAGCUGACCUAUCCGGAGCCGGAGGGAACCUCCACUGGGUUGCUGAAUGCCGCGGCGCAAGUGUUCGGUAUCGCCUUCACCAUGAUCUACUCGGAGAUUCUCAACAGCAGCGGUGACGUCAUCGCAAACGUAACGAUGGCUGUGAUGUUAUUUAUCGGUUCGGCCGUUACGGCCAUCAUCAAGUCGGACCUGCGGCGCCAAGCGGCCCAGAACCCGACCGGUGCUUAAAGUGCCAUACCCAACGCAAUUGUUCUGUCAUGGUUGGUAAGUGACGACACCCGACCAUGUAAAUGGAUUUUUUAGAACAAAGAAUUUUUCAAGCAUGAAAAGUGAUGAUUAGGAAAUUGUAUAUUUUGCUGUUAUUUAUGCUCACCGUGUCAAACGUUGUUGAUUGGUAAGAUAUUUAAAUUAUUUUUAUAGUAAAAUUGAAAAUAUUUAGUACCAAAUUUAAAAAUAAACCAAAUAAGAAGAAAACGAAACAGAAAUUGUAAAAGUCAGUGGAUUUCAGCCUUCUUAAAGGCGUCAUCAAGUAGGCCGCAGAAUUUAAUUAGCCAACUGUAAUCGGAUGCUGUCAAGUGAAUUCUUCUGCGGAACCCAAAUUUGUCUGCUUCUUUAGCGCAGCAGGCGGGGCCCGGCGUUGUGGCGCGAAAGUCAAUUAAAAUUCGUUUUAACAUUCUCUAUUUUCCCGCUGGCGGCGUUCAUGUACUCCGAAUAGCUAUCCUUGUGAAAAGUGUUGAAAAACCCAACGUUGCGUAUCUUGAAGGGUGGUUGGGCGGCGUUCGGUACCAAAAACGAG
Molecule: messenger RNA, 3680 nt
Organism: Aedes aegypti (yellow fever mosquito)
Lineage: Eukaryota; Metazoa; Arthropoda; Insecta; Diptera; Culicidae
Product: feline leukemia virus subgroup C receptor-related protein 2
Exons: 10
Coding region: 1688-3112 (474 amino acids)
Biological process (GO): heme export; transmembrane transport
Cellular component (GO): membrane
Molecular function (GO): heme transmembrane transporter activity; heme binding
Source: RefSeq, a predicted model, not a curated record